CCGAGGUGACGAACAGACAGACAGUACAAGAGAAGUCGCAGACAGACGACGAGCUAUGGCGGUGAAUGUCUUCAGCACGAGUGCCACGUCUGAUAACUUAAGCAGGCAUGAUAUGCUUUCUUGGGUCAAUGAUAAUCUACAAACCAACUAUGCAAAAGUAGAAGAAUUAUGUUCAGGUAGCGUGUACUGUCAGUUCAUGGACAUGCUGUUUCCAGGAAGUCUUGCGAUGAAAAAAGUAAAAUUCGUUACUAAAUUAGAACAUGAGUAUAUAGCGAAUUUCAAGCUGCUGCAAACUUGUUUCAAGAAACUGGGUGUGGACAAGGUUAUUCCAGUAGAACGACUUGUAAAGGGACGUUUUCAAGAUAAUUUUGAGUUUUUACAAUGGUUUAAAAAAUUCUUCGAUGCAAAUUAUGGUGGAGGAGAUUAUGAUCCAGUAACUAGCCGACAAGGUCAGACUAUGGGAGGACCAGCAAAACCUGCAACACGGUCACCUGCCACAAAAACAUCAGCCAAACCAAGCAGAACAGUUCCAUCUGCUCAGACAAGAAGUCCAUCUGGUUAUGGUGCCAAACAGCCGACAGUGUCCCGUGCAAAUAAUCAUGCAACAGGAGACAAGAGCUCGGAGAAAGUAUCGGAGCUUACCCAAAGGAUUCAAGAUUUACAACUUACUGUGGAAGGCCUUGAAAAGGAGAGGGAUUUCUACUUCGGAAAAUUGAGGGAUAUUGAAGUGCUCUGUCAGGAACAUGAAGAUCAUGAAUAUAUAAAGGGGAUUAUGGAUAUCUUAUAUCAAACAGAGAGUUAAACUAUGUAUUGCAGGAAGGCUUUGCACCACCAGAAGACGAAGUUGGCAAUGACAUUGAUAAUGGAGAGGAAGAGGAAUAUUGAUUAAACUAUAUGUGUUUGAUGUAUAUAAUUAUGUGACCCAGCCCUCAUUACAUCCAACUUUUGGACUGAUAUAAUAUUGUAAUAUUUGUUUGAGGUCUGGGAAAGGCUGUAAGGAGGGAAAGGUCAACUGAGAGGGCUUUACGGAUUUCUUCAGAUACACACAUACAUACACACACUGAACGAACGUUAGAAUGAAUGUAAAGAAAGAAUUGUACUGUUGAUGCUAAAAGACCAAUACAAGGAAUCCAGUUUGAUGUGAAAACCGUUGGCCAGACAUAUUCUUGGAUAUGUUUCUACCUGUCUCUGUGCUAGGGCGUGAAAUAGUGUUGCUCAUUAUUACAUGAAUUCAGAAGUGUUAUAAUUAUACCUAGUGCUACAGCUUGCAAACAUGGUCAUUACUUAGUGUUUGUGGCAUGUUUUGUACAUUUUCUCACAAUUUUCAUCAGGGUGGUAUUUUUUUUUAUUAUUAUUAAAGAUUGAGAUCUGUUUUCUUCAAACAUUUUGAAAAUCAGUGUUUUGUUUUCUUGAAAGUCAAUGUUUUGUUGCUAAAUGCUUUUAAAAUUAAACACUGGUUAAAUUUAUCUGUAUUGUCCACACAGUUAAGGUUCUUGAUUCCCUUAUUGUUUAGGGAUUUUUUCUGCAUGCAUGCAUUAUUUCACUUAAUUACUUUUAAGUUUGAUCUUCUUAAAUGAUAAAAUGAAAUUAUAAGUGAAUAGAUUGUUUUGUUUUAUACAAUAUACCAAGUUUCACUUAAAGUUACAGAAUUAAAGAGAAUGAAUUGACAUACAGAGACUUCUCCAUACCUCAAUUUUCAAUCAACUGCUUGUUUACAGUUUUGUUUUUCUGUGUUUUUGGCUCCCUAUACAACCUGGUGAUAACAUACAUAGACUUAGAUUUACAAUAUUUGUGUGUCAGUGUUCAGUUGUUUGGGAAAGAAUACUAUUAUUAUUACUAUGUACAUGUAUGUAUGGAGUAGGAUACCCAGGAGAAUAUAGAACAUUCAAAGUGAAGCUUGAAGUGAUAACGUAAACAAUGUUGGAAAGAUGUAUGAUUUCAAACGGAACAUACUUGAGAGAAAAAAAAGCUUAUGAUAGGUGUUGUAAAUUGUUAAAACAGCCAAUAUUAAAAGUUUCUCUUUGAGAAAUCCACUGCUUGAUUUGUGAAUGUAAUGGAAUGAGAUCUACACCUCAUAAUAAUCUAAAUGUUUUCCAUUGGCUACAUUAUUAUGCUAUUGAAAAUACACCUAGUUGUAGUAAAAAAGAAAUGUGUUAUAAAAUCCUUUCCAGGAAAUGAUUUAGGGUUGGUUACAUUGCAGCCUGGCAUCAUUUUCGUGCUUGUAUGUAUUGUGGCUUGAUGAGAAUACAUCAUUUGAAGGGUUUUGAAGUGAUUUUCAUUAUAAUCACUUAAAUACCAGGCUUCACGGAAAUAGCAUACAAAUUUACCCUGAAGUUAUUUCAGUUGGUUUUAUACUUUUCAUACAAUUUUUCCUGUCUAUGAAGGAGGCAUGGUCAACUUUUUGGUCAAUGCAUAGUUAAACCGUUAAAUUAUGUAUAAUUUAAAUCAAAAUUAGGGUGUCAUUUAUAGUGCUAAUUGUUAAUAUUUAAAAUACAUUAUGCGUAUUUGUACUAUCAAAUAUUUCUAAUGUUUUCACAAUCAUAUGACUUUCCUACCUGUCAGGGUUUAAAGUGCUUAUAAUUAUAAUGUACUAAAUAUAUAUAAAGGCUCGUCAAGGCCUUCACGUUCUUAGAAAGGACCAUAUUUAGUAGUUAAACUUUGGAUAUGCAGAGUAUGAUAAAGCCAUUACAGGCAUACAAAGGGUUACAUAAUACAGCAUUAUAUUGUUCUUUUUAUGUAUUUUUUAUGAUAUGCACGUAAAGUAUACAGGUAUUUGUUUCCCAAAUGGUGAAACCUCUUUUUGAAGUCAAAGGUUAUACAAAAAUGUUCAAUUCAAACUAAAAAAUGAUUGUAGUAAUGAAUCUCGUUAUACGAUAUUCUAAAAUUUGUGUACAAAUUUUAAUUUCUUUACCAUUUGAUGGAAUAAUUUAAACUUCAACAACAUCCUGAUGGAGACCAAAAUUUACAAUGAUAGAUUUGUAUUUAUAAUGCCAGAGCAUUUCGUUCUGAACAGAAGUUUUAUUGAAUUCUCAGUAUUAUCAUUCGAUUAUCUUUUGGGUUUGAAAUGAAUUUCUGAUUUGCAAAAACUAUAGCCCAUAUUUACUCUUUUAUUAUUUUGCCAAAUUCGUUGCAAUUUAAUUUACUAUAAUCUGAAUACAUUUUGUAUCAUAUUUAAGUACUCAGUUUGUAAUUACUAUGUGUAUUUAUAUCUUAAUCACUAAAAAAGUAAAUUACUGUUUAGCAUGCAUAUAUUUGUUUAUCAGUUGAGAAAAAACCCUGUAUAAGUGUUAACCAAUUGUUGCCAAUAACAAUGUUUCUUUUGCAAAAAUUGUAAUACUUAAAUAGCCGAAAUGUUCAAAAAGAGGAUAAUAAAAAAAAAAUAACAUCAAAGCGAAAUAAA
This is a messenger RNA of Pecten maximus, 3400 nucleotides long. RefSeq names its product microtubule-associated protein RP/EB family member 1-like. Bases 56 to 802 code for a protein of 248 amino acids. The transcript has 8 exons. Gene Ontology annotation, cellular component: microtubule organizing center; spindle midzone; microtubule plus-end. Gene Ontology annotation, biological process: regulation of microtubule polymerization or depolymerization; spindle assembly; protein localization to microtubule plus-end. The record is from RefSeq and is a predicted model, not a curated record. Lineage: Eukaryota; Metazoa; Mollusca; Bivalvia; Pectinida; Pectinidae. Gene Ontology annotation, molecular function: microtubule plus-end binding.